Molecule: messenger RNA, 7650 nt
Organism: Amoebophrya sp. A120
Lineage: Eukaryota; Dinophyceae; Syndiniales; Amoebophryaceae
Source: the annotation of a GenBank genome assembly
AGCAGACCCAGCUGCAUGAAAAGAAGCAGACCAUCUCUGGAACAAGAACCGUAGCAUGUCCGUCAGGCCGUAAGCAUCACUGUCUCUCUGCGCCCCUAGUAUCUGAUAUUUAUUUUUUUCGCAUCGAGGCGGCAUUGCCUUGCAGGUGCUGCAACCACCUUUAUUGUAAUGACAUAUUCUUUUUGCAGAAAGAAGUCUGCUUUUCGCUAUACUGUUUUUCGAUGAAACAGCACGAACGGAUCCUUUUCUUUGUACUACGGGCGAUCAAACCUACAAGCAAAUCUGCUUCAGAACGCGGUUGAUGUUGUUCCCGUCUCUUAAUUAUUACUCAUUAUCAAGCAAAAAUGAGCCGUGCGUCACGUUUAUCUUCUGCUUUCAUGUUGUUCUCAACGACCCGAGGAGGAAGCAGCACCGGAGCAGCGGCGCGUGCUGGCUACCAUUCAAUAGGCCUUUUUCUGCCGCCGGUCGUCUCCCUUUUCGUCCUCCGAACAGCACUACUGCUCCCAGCAGCGGCAUUGCUCCACGCGGCUGCAGCUGCUAAGCAAGACGUCAGUGACCUGGACUGGUGGAGCCGGCCGGCGGAGUACUGGCGACUGGCGACGGUCGAGGAGAAGAAAUGCAGCACGGUGGAAGACGAGGACGAGUUCGAGCUGGCUUUGAAGAAGCGGAACGCAACGCAGGCGGCGUCCUGCAGCGACCUGCGGGCGCGGCGGGUCGCCGAGGCCGACCGAUUUGAGGAGGAGGUGUUUGAAGACUUGGCCAUUCUGUCGAAACCCUGGCGCCCGGUGGACCCCGAGAAAGAGUUUGGGCACACUUGGCAACCCGAGAGGAAAUGGGCAGAAGGGCGCGAGAUGACGAAAGAGGAAAAAAGGACCGCGCAUACAGGGUGAGAAAGAAACAAAUGGAUGAAAUUCCAAUUUGGCUAUUCUUGGAUGUAGGUACAAACAGCCACUACUUCAUCUGUGGCAACGAUCAGAAAAUCACAAUGACAUCGUCCAACGAGGCCCUGAUCGGCAAUCGAUCGUGUGAUGAGCCAGUUAAUACAUGUUGGCUCCACAGGAGAGAGACUAGCAGUCGUCGUCGCGCCUUGAUGGGCGCAGCUGGUGCAUUAAGACUGUAAGUAGGCUUGCAGCUGGCCACGAUCUUUUGUUGCUGAGCACCAGAUGGACUCACUGGCUAGCGGGAGAAAAAACCCGGUUGAUAUGAUCAACAAAUCCAGGUAUUGCUUCAACAGCUGGACGUCAGAUUCUCUGAGGUUCUACAUUCCUGCUGGGGCUUUUUCGUGCCGCCGGGCUUUGGGUUUAAGAAGAGGUAGAUAUUUGCUCCGGUCGCUUCACGAGGAAGCCGUGUGUCUUGCUCGUGCUGGAAGCGCCUGCUGCGUCUCUCUCGGUUUGCCCCUGCUAUUAAUGGCGCACUCCCUUGCUCUUUGCCGCAACCGCGGCCCACGGCUUGGCGCCGGUUUCGCCUCUCCUUCAUUUUCUUUCUCCGCCCAGGCCGGCUUUCCCUAGAGGGGACUGAAGUUCCCGCCACAUUCGGAAGCCUUGUGGUACUCUCAUACUCGGGUUUUUGGCGGGUGUGCUGUCUUACCGCUUCACUGUUUCUACUGUGUUUUGUUGCCCGGCUGUGGCCGCUUUGCACUUUGAGUUUCGCGGCGCGGGGGCUCUGGGCCGGCGCUUUCAACGCAGAAACUUUUUCAGGAUUUUGGUCUUGGGGACCACAGUAUCUUGUUGUCUAUUGCUUGGUGGUGGAUCAUCCUAGGUUUUUCUUGUGGCGCAAGGCCGUUCCGUGCUAGCCAUUACGCGGGAAGUCGUUUAUCUCACCAGGUCACGGGGGAGAGCGGACCUUUCGUGCGGGUUGUUGGAGAUUGCUUACAGGACGCGCACCAGUAGUAUGGCUUCCUUCUGUGGGAGGGCAUUCCUUUUUCGGAUACUCGCAUACACUGCUCCCGCUAGAGUUGCAGAUGCUCGCGCUUCUAGCGUUGGUCGGCGAGGUAGGGGCUACGUGCGCUCGGCACGGCGAGUCAGGGGCCCGGAGAUUACGAGGGGUAGGUGCUUUUGGGAGCGAGGUUGCGCUGCCUGGGCAUACUGUGCGGGUUGGAUUCAGUCGGUUGCCUGUCUUCCCUUGGGGGCAAGUGGGGCUGGGGCUGGCGCUGUUCCCCCCAUUCAACCACCGGAGGUGGGGUUCUGGGGGGUCUUGCCCUGGGGGCCAAGUGGUGAUGGAGUGGGCCGUUCCCCGCUACGGAAGCUAGGUCCGGCCUGCUUCGCCCAGCCCCUUCAGGCUCGUUCCAACGGGCCGCUUGGGCGGUGUUGGCUCUGUCUGGAUAACACUCGGAAGGAACGCAGCGAAAAACAAAUCCAGGUAUUGCUUCAACAGCUGGACGUCAGAUUCCCUUCCGCUCGUCCGCCCUGUUCCGGAAGUAUCAAAUGCAAAAAUGUCUGGGUCUGGAAGAAUGCAAGAUUUGUCGUGCAUAUUUCUCAUGACCCAUGAUGCCUGUCAUGUAUGCCCUAGCAUCACAGGUUUUUUGAGGGAUUCUUGAUGCCCAUUCCGCAUGACAAAUGCCCUCUCCGCGUGGCACCCAUUAGAUUCCUUUUGCUGCUCAUGCAACACAAAUUUUUUAGACAUCGAAACGCAGCAUCACAAGUUGCAUUCUUCCAGACCCAGACAUUUUUACAUUUGAUAGGAAGGCCGGCACAGCAAGUGCGUUGACUAUUCCGAUGAGGAGGAGACGUCGGGUUUGCUUCAAACCGCAGACGGCGUCACCGCCUCCGUGGUUAUCGUCUUCUACAACGAACUGCUCUCGACCUUAAUCCGAUCACUAGUCACCGUCUUGAAUCUACGACUUGCAAACGUAAUAUAUUAAUCUUCGCACAGAUGAUUGAAGAUGUGAUACUGUGUAUCAUUCGAAAUCAAAUGCAAUUUGUCAUGCUACUAUAGUAGAUCUUCAUGUUCAUUCUAUUCAACAUCAGCUGGGAUAUGAAUGAGAUUUGCGCUUAUCUUUCUCUGUCCAUGAAGAUUGCAAAAAUGCGCAUGGGAUUGUGAUACACCUUUUGCAAAAAUGCAUAAAACCGUACGCCUGAUUCGCUGUUGGAAGAGGUGGUUCUAGUGGACGACGCGUCCGACUUCAGCCUCAAGCCGGACUUGGACCAGAAGCUGAAAAAGUUCAUCGAGACCGACACGAAGAAAACCAAGCUGCUAUCCUGAGGAAAAACGCCCCCACGCCAGCGUCAAGAUGGGGAAUCCGCUAGACAAAGCAACCAGCUUUGGCUGUUGCGCAUGACAAGUUUGGCCUCGUAGUGUCAUGCUGUUCAGGUAGUUCAGCAGCGUCACAGAUCUAGCAGCAUAUAGUGCUGGUUGGAGCAUGACACAUUCCAAAACGUGGCCAGGAAAUGCCUCUCAUGGGGUUCCGCGUGAGAAAUAUUCUCACCAUGCGGAUUUGCAUUACGCCUAGGGGGUGUGGACGUUGUUACAAAUCAUAGCUGCUCCGGCUCCCGGUCCGCGGAGGAUUGAUGCGCGCGCGGGUCGCCGGCGCGCGCGCUGCGGUAGGGGAGUAUUUGGUUUUCCUCGACUCCCACAUCGAGUGCCGCAGCCACUGGCUCGAACCCCUGAUGGCACACAUGCUGAAAGACAAGACUAUGGGAGUCUCGUCACACGUUACAUUCUCACCUGCGUACAGCAUGAUUUGUCAUGCGAAGUUACGACCAUAAGCCACCGGGUGAUCAAGAUAUUUCGCAUGACAAAUUUUCGAAGUGCUUUUAAACAUCAGCUUCAGCGUCGAGGAAACCUGUGCCGAAUUUGUGAGGCGCAAAGUGCAAGCCUGCCCCUUUCGCUGUUGCUGUUCUUGCAUCGCAAAUUCAUGUUGCAACAAUUGAGAGUGUAACGGUUGCGAAUCCCAUAAAGGAGAAUGUCGUGACGCCCUCCAUCGAGGUGAUCGGCUCCGACGCGUUUAACUACCAUCCCGGCGCGGGCGCCGGGGGCCUGGGGGUCCUCGGGUUCACCUGGAAGCUGGGCCAGUCCCCCGUCCCCCGCCGGUCCGGGUCGCAGUUCGAGCCCAGCGCGAGUCCCAUCAUGGCCGGGGGCUUGUUUGGCGCGAGUCGGGAGUUCUUUCUGGACGAGCUGGAGGGCUACGACCCUGAAUUUGAAAUCUACGGAGGAGAAGAAAUAUGCCUUGCAAAAGUAUCGUCCUUCUCGUUGUACUAAUUGCAGAUGCAGAACGUCGGCAUAACAUCUUCAUAUCUGGUAUCCUAAUUGGUUCAGCAUGGCAAGUUUCAUUUCUCGUGCUGAGAAUAAGUAAUUGUCCUGAAAUUUCUACUGCUACUAUGGAACAUAUUAAAAUUAUGCUUUUGCAACGCAUAGGGGAUGGAGAUCGGCUUCAAGGUUUGGCAGUGCCACGGGCGAAUCGACUACAUCCCUUGCUCCGCGAUUGGGCACGUUUUUCGAUCCAGCGAGCACUGGCAGGGGCAGGUAGUAGAGCGAAGAUGAUGGUGCUUCUUCUGUACGGAUAAAAGUUUGUACUUGUAAGUUGGAUUUGCAACAUCUGUUGAACAUUAUUGUCGUGAACAAACACGUGUCAACAUGCGAAGGUACCAUGACCACUUUCUCAUGCGUCUUCAGACUUACAUGGAUGAACUAGCAUGAUGCAACGAUAAAUAAAAAGCCACACACAAGAACAACGAACUAACAUGAAUCAGGUCUUUCCCGUCUCUGACACAGUGAUAUGGCGUAACAAACGUCGCGCUGCCGCUGUAUGCACGAAAGAAACUGCGUUCGGUGUAAGUUUGCAAUGCAGAGCAGUCUACUCACCUUGUCAUACCCGACAUUCUUCAAGAACGUUUGCUUCUCGCGAACAAGUUCACGAGCGCGCACAAGGGACGCAUGCAAAAUCUUUUCUGUAUAUGCGAAUUUGAAUUAUAUCAGGCAAAUAUCUGCGGCGCCAAAAAUGUUGUAGUGUACUAUCCCAGUAGUUUUUUUCCUCUGGAUAUAUUGUAUGGAUGGACGAGUAUGCGGACUUGGCAAAGAUUGUGAUGGGGAGCACCCGGGGCUACAAACUCGGGUCGCUGGAGUUUCCGCUGCGGGUGCGCGAGAAGCUGAAGUGCAAAGAUUUUCACUGGUACAUGACGAACGUGUACCCGGAGAUGUACGUCCCCGGAAACUUGAGACAACAGCUUGACAUAGCUACGCAGCGGGGAGAAAAUGAACAUUCGGCCAUCGCACAAAGAAAUGCACAGGAAUACUUCACUACGCAAAUCAAAAGCUUUGCAAGUCGUCGAAAGGAUGCAUCAAAAUAAAUGCUGCUCCUGGUGGUCCUGAUGCUGCUGGAGUGGAGGAAUUAUCAUCUAUUUCUGUACUCUUCGUAUGACGUCGUAAGUCCAGUUUGAUAUUGAUAGAUGCUUUUAUCAGAUACUGAUACUAUGUUUUGUUCUUAUCGUAAGAUGAACAAAACAUAGUUUGUGAUAAAUCUAUGGUCACGUUUUACAAACAAGUGCGAUGCGAUCGCGAUCCAUUUUUGCACGGUUGGAUAUCGGCAAGAAAACAGCAAGCAGCAAAAGACAGCGAGGAGGACAGCAGCGAGCAGAUUCAGACCGACGCCACGGGCGCAAUAGAAAUACAGGGGAAACAUCAGCACGACAAAACCGAGCAACCCCGACCGAAACUGCAUGCCGGGUCGAUCCGGUCGCUAGAACAGGCCAACGCGUGCAUGGACACUUUAGGUGCGGCUCAUUCCGGGCAGAACCUCGGGCUGUACCCGUGCCACGGGGAAAACGGAUCCCAGGCGUACUUGGCAAUCAACAACCAACUGAGGAUAGGCAUGUCGGAAUUCAUAUCCUCCUGCGCAAAACUUCUAUCGUUGUCGUAGGACAAAGUCUUACUUACAACACUUCUGCGCGAUAAUCUUCUCUCACAACUUCUCACCCGAUAGAUUUAAGAGACUAGCAUGAGGUAUUGAAUUGUUCCCUGAAGUGCGACACUUUGUAGUGGAUUUUGUAUACGAGAACCGCGAUAGUUUUUGUUUUGCGAUGCAUAAUUCAAGGACUGCGUAAUGGCGCGGAAAGUUAGUAAGAAGGUGUGGGAUCUGGUAUGGCACAGCUGCGAAAAAGACGAAGAUUUGGCGGUUUCGGAGGAGGUAUCCUGUGCAAAACAAGUAUCGCACUCGGAGAAAUCUAAUCGCAGUCCUGCAAGACAAAUUCCUUUUCCGAGCUAAAGUGGCAUGACAAAUUCCAGUUGCAAUGCUGAGCUAAUUUGUAUUGCAACUAACACUAAGUACUUCGACAACUAGUCCGAUACAGUUGCCAUUCAUAAGAGGAGGCAGCGAAGAUUCUCGAAGAGGAAGAUGUGAACCAGCUGAACAUCCAGGAAAAAAUACCGUUGUUAAAACGUCCCCACUCGUCCAUAGUAAAGAUGAGGGCUUUAUUGCUACACAGAUCCGCCAGGUUUGGGCGUUGCGCACGACAAAAUUCUUUGCGCAGCUUGGUCGGGUUUAGACUCUGCGGCCGCAUCACAAAUCGAUCAAUUUGAAUUUAUCCUGAUUACAGCAAGACAAACUCCCGCACAGCGAUUAAAAAAUGCUUUUCAACAUGGAGCUGCGGAUGAUAAACGUCUAUAUUUAUGGUUUUGCUGAUUUGCAUGAAAUAAACUAUGGGCUGCGGACGAUUUUCCUCACGAUAAAAAACCUGGGCGAACCAGGAAACGCGGGACUUGCUGGAGUCGAAGAUGUAUGCUGCGCAAAAGCAUCGUGCUCGCACUAAAAUCGCAGCCAUGGAACACAAUUUUUUUUGUUCAAGCUAAAUCAGCAUGACAUAUUUGAUGUAUUGCAUUACUACGAGUACGAUAAUUUUGCAGUUCAUAAGAUUUUGGUCCAGCGGAGGAAGAGGUACACGGUGGGCGCAAAAUCCACGCCGCGGCCGCUGCAGUUCGUGCCGUUAGACAGCUCGGCGUCCCUGUACGAGCAGACGGGCGUUUUCUUGGUGCACGGCUCCCUCCGGUGUCUGGAAUUUUCGAGCGAAAAGUGUGAAAAGUCACCGUAUUCAGCCAGAUUGGUCAAGUGCGACAUCCACGAAAAGUCGCAGCUGUGGAAGUGGGUGGCGCCGUCGGAUUAAUAUGUUUAGAAUGCGUCGGAUCAAUUCCAAGAAAAUAAUAUAAAUAUAUGUUGAAAAUGAAAAAGUAAAUUCCGUUCUGAGGAUUUUUCGACAGAGUAUGAGUUGAAGAACGCGUAGCUCGGGUGUAGUUUCUGUUUUUCUACAACAAUAGAUGCAACAGCAAUGCCAUUAUGAAUACGAGAAAAUGAACACGACGCCUAUACAUUUUGCAGACACGACACGAACAAAAUUACUUCAAAUAAUGACGACUAUUCGUUGCGCUGCUCACAACGACUGAGGACAUGUCUUUGCUGCCGUAUGCGGAUUUCGUUUUCGGCAGCGCUCUUUCGUAUUGUUAAGAGCGAGUCCACUCUAUGAAUCUCCACCACUGGCGCCGCACGAAUUACUAGUUCUGUUGGUGCUUUCCUUUACUAGCCUGUCUGUGUAUGUGUCAUUUUCUGGUCUCAUUGUUUAUCUUCUCUUCCUCUUCUGAAGAUCCUACGUCCCCAGACGAGAGCACACGUAGAUCUCGCAAGAUUGAUCAUACAGAUACAUGAUUGGAAACUCGCUUCCUGGC